GCACGUUUCUGGGUCCAGGUGAUCGAUGAGCUGCGGCGCGGUGUUCGUCUGAAGAAAAACAAUUAUUCCCGCACACCUAUCGAGUACGAGUUGACUCCGUAUGAGAUACUCAUGGAAGACAUACGAUCCAAAAAGUACCAGCUGCGCAAAGUGAUGGUGAACGGUGAUAUUCCGCCACGCGUGAAGAAAGAUGCCCACGCCAUGAUAUUGGAGUUCAUCAGGUCACGGCCGCCACUCAAAAAGGCGUCCGAACGUAAACUACCGCCACCCAUUAAACGCACACCAUCGCCGCGCGAACAACUCAUGGACUCGAUACGAAAAGGACAAACACUGAAGCACAUACAACCGCCAACACCACCCCGACUCAAGGAUCGAUUGCUCCCACCAACCACAACACUAAUGACAACAACAACGUCAGCAACAACACUGAACCAUUCAUCAUCGUCUGCAACAUUAAAAUCCACAGCAGCAGCAGCAACAACAACAGCGCCAGCACAUGCAACGGUGAAUGCACUGAAAUUAACGGAGAACGUGGAACCGCAUCUGACGCCGCGCUCCAAGCAGCGGCUAAUCAAAGUGGAUUUCUCGCUGUUGCAGGACGAUGACAAUUUCUUUGAUGAGCCGUCGUCAACUGUCAGAUAUGGCAACUGUCACAGCGCACAUGUCGGGAUCUGCUCGCAGCCACAAAUGCCUCCCUACCCGAUCGGCGGCUACAUGACGCUGGGUGCCGGCUAUGGUGGGCCAGCGAGCGCCGUGCCCAAUGCCAACGUGAAAGCACACGGACCAACAACGCAGUUGCCGUCAGCGCUGACUUCACGGGUGCUACGACGAACAAAGGACUCGUACACCGAGGAUGAGUACCAUAGGUUCUUCGACAACGCGCUGGAAUCUUACGAUCUCGCCACACAAUGCGAGUCGCGGCGCGCCUCGUUACGUCGCCACACGAUCGUCGGCUGCCAGAGCAACUUCGACGAGACUCAUUCCAUGCCGCCAUCGAGGCCCGAAUCACGGCAGUCGGAUGUGAGUUCUAUUGCUGCUCCGGGCGAUGGCGCAGACGCAGUUUCAGGCACAACCAAACAGCUACACAACAAUUACAAUCAAAAGCAGCAACAACAUCUGAAACGCUCCCAAAGUCCUGGUGCGGGAGGCAGCCACAGCACACGUGCCGGCGGCGAGAGCAGCGGUUGCAGCCGUUCGUCAUCCUCGGUUGGCCCAUGGAGCAAGUCCUUUCUUGAUGAGAAAACUUGGAUCGAACGCGGUGACGAUCGUCUCUCGUUGACGCUGGAGGAGAUCGUGCACAUACGUUCGGUGAUGACGAAGGCCGAACUGGAAGGACUGCCUGUGGGUGUGCGUGUCAAGGAGGAUGUCGAAAAGCGCAAAGUCUGCUUCCUGUGCCUACGUACACGUUUCUCCAUAUUCGGGCCUUGGGGCAUACAAUGCAAAUUGUGCCAACGCACGGUCUGUUCCAAAUGCUAUACGAAGAUGAGAAUACCAACGGAGCAUUUCCGCAAUGUGCCGCUUGUCUUGAUUUCACCCUCAUUGCUUGCCAGCCCGGCUGGCUCCAGCACGCCAUCACCAUCGCAUCACGCUCACCAUACACACUCGUCUUCGACAGGCAACAUAUUGGACGAGACAUUCCCAAAAUCAUUAAUUGAGCGUCUGUUGCGUUCCGAGUCAGAGCGUAAGACUCGUAACACGGUGGGUAGCGCCCCAUCAUCGCCCAAACACCAAAGAUCCAACACCAGUACACCUGGCACGAGCCACAUCAUGGCCACGCGAUCGGGUACCUGUGCUACUGGACAAGCCAUCGAGGCAGACGAUGCUUCCGCAGUGACGUCUUCUUAUAACAGUAAUCUAGCAAAUGGCUCGAACAGUAAUAUGUAUGCCAAUAACAACAAACACAUCAACAUAAUGUCACGCAGCAUGGAGGGACCGCGAAGUUUGCCUGCCAACAGUCCUGCGCGCGCGCAUUCCAACAGCAGCACUUUGGACCGGAAAACGAAAUUUUCGCGAGCCUUCACACUUUCCGCGUCCGGUACUCAACUCAGUCAGGAGCAGAAGGAGAAUAUGCGCGGUGAGCUGGUCACCGUUUGCAACGACUGCAAGGGCCUUGUCAUGGAGAUCACACGCUCAUCUAAGCAGACGCGCUCCUCAGCGCGCAAUCGUGCUCUACAAAACCUCACGCUCGACCUCUCCCCGGUCUACAAGUGAAAAGGAGCCCCCAGGCGCGGCAACGAGCCGGCCAUGCGUAACAAUAACAGGCCGUGAACGCCGAAAACAGCUGAAGCUGAAAUAAACGCUGUUGUUGGUGCACACGCGGUUGAUGAUAACUAGAUCCUACUGCACUUCCAAACCACUCUUCCCUUGAAAGCGUAAUUUUACAUAGACAUACGAACACUUUCUGGGCCGACGCCUAGACACGCCGCGCCGGAAAGUGCGCACCACUGUUUGUAAAUAAACAACAACUAAGCAAUUUAUUGAAAUGUUCGAACUAAGUUUUUAAACAACAAUAACAAAAGGCGGAGGCAGCGCUCCGCGUUAAAUGAUUAAUGAAAAUUAUUAUGUUCCAAGAAUGCACCCCACCAUUACAUUGUAAAAAAUAAGAAACUUAUUGAUGUUCGAAAAAGGUACAUAUGUAUGUGUAGAUCUACAGUUAGCGCGCUGAUAAGUGAUUAAUUUGCUUUUGAUUUGAGUUUCGCGCAAGCGGAGAGGAGUCGCUCUCCGAAACCGCUUAAAGCUGCGCAGAGUACGUAGCUGGGCAAGGCGUGGCACGUAGUGGAUGUCUUAGGGUAUUAACUGUUUGGAACGAAAUUCAGCGUAAAUUUGCUUUAAAGUUUGAUACGAUCGCCAAGUUUCUUUUAGUUAGUUUUAUUUAUUUAUUCAAAUUCGUUUGCAAAGCUUUCUUUCUUGUUUUACUUCAUAGAAUUAUAGAAUUUAGGCGCGGCGCUGCUGGAAGUUUCCCUUCCGUAGCGGUCAAACACCGACAACGUUUCUUUUUAUAAAUAUUUCAUUUUGUGAUACGGAGGAGUACGCCUUCCACCUUUCUAAUUAUAAUUCUUCUAAUUAAUAUUUUUUACGCGCGAUUUUCAUUGUCCCCCAAAACAUGAAAAAUCAUGAAUAUGGUUGUGUGAGAACUUGUACAAAAACAACUGAUUUCUAUGAGUUAUUCGGACUUUCUUUGUGUGUUUUUUUCAUUUUUGUUUUUGUUUUGUUUUUGCAUUUUCAAUCAUAUUGAGAAUUACUUAUAUUUAACGCUAAGUUUACAAUUUUUCCUUUUGUUUUGUUUUCCUUAUUUUGACAUGACAUCUGUUCUGCAAAUAAAACUAAUGUUUGUAUACAUACACACGUGAUAAUGCUACGAACACUUACCAAUAACUGUACUAUUAAAAUAUUAACAAUUUAGUUUUAAACGUAACAAAAAGGUCAAUGCAUAUUUACCGUUUUCACAACUAAACAAUUUAAAUAUAAUUUGUACUAUACACUUUACAAUAUUGAUCGCAUAAUUUAAUAUGCUGCGUUUAGCACACAUACACAUACAUAAUAAUAAUAAUGAUUAUGAUGAUUGCAAAUGGACCAAUGUCCCCAUUACUAUUAAUAUAAACAUUACCAUUAACUUUAACAUAUUUAUACGUGUAUACAAACGUACAUAUGUACAUACGCUAUAGUUUAGAACCAACACACACACACACAUACAUAAAUAUAUUUUGUCAAUCUGCUUCAUUUUAGUUAGUAAUUUCUACAUAUGUAAUUUAUGAUAAUUAUAGUUCAUAGUGGUCUUAACCCUGCUUUCGAUUGCAUAUAAUUUUUGUUGUUUUGGAGCACGUUUUACGUUUUAAGUAUCGAUUCAACUUGGUAAAGCACCACGACUUGAAGGAUAAGAUAUUAUUUGUAAAAAUAUUAGCAAACACACAACUAUAUAAGCAUAUACAUAUAAUAAAAGCUAAUAAGCCACAAAUGUACAAAGAAAAUUACAAAAAAAAAGAACAACAAUUGUAUGGAAGAUUUGCAGCAAACACAAUGGGCUCUUUUGGAGGCUUCAAAGCUCGUUUCGGAAAUGUAUGUGUGUAAUAAAACAGUUCAGUUAAGUAACUUCGCAAACAUACAAACACACAAACAUAGUUAAAGCUUACAUUUAACAUCUCUUCACAGCUAAAACUAUUUUCAUAUAUUUUUGCAAAUUAAAUAAAAAAUAAAUUUUGAUUUAAGUUUUACCAAACGCCGCCUUGUUUCCGAAGCGCGAUUUGUUUGCCUACAAGCGCCCAACUCUGAAGCGAAAGAUUAAGCAUUGUAACGCACUCCACUGCUAGUUUAUCCAAUGUUAAACAAAAAGUAAAUUAUAAAAAUAUGUUCUGCUUUCAACAGCAUAAAUAUAUGCAUACAUAUGUACAGUAUAUCGUUGUAUAGUUCAUAGGACCCUUGUGCAUCUGUAAACUGAUGUGCUAAGUUGCGGUGCAGAACCAAACCAAUAUCCAAUGGAAAUGCACUUGUUGCUAUUAAUUCAUUUAUGUAUUAUUUGAACACAUACAUACGCGCAAGCAAGCGUCGAACACAUGCAAGCAUGCAUACACACAUACAUACAUAUGUGUGUGUACAUACAUUAUACAAACUAAUUUUAUAAAAUAUCCCCAAGGAUUAAGUGUUUACAAGAGCAGCAGCACCAAAAUAAAUUUAAACUAAAGAAAUCAAAAUAAAAAGAUCAACAAUUAAAACACAAAUGACUUUUGUUUC
Messenger RNA from Bactrocera dorsalis (oriental fruit fly), 4728 nucleotides. It is a transcript of the gene spir, whose product is annotated as protein spire. Gene Ontology annotation, biological process: polar body extrusion after meiotic divisions; Golgi vesicle transport; actin nucleation. Gene Ontology annotation, molecular function: actin binding. Lineage: Eukaryota; Metazoa; Arthropoda; Insecta; Diptera; Tephritidae. Gene Ontology annotation, cellular component: cytoplasmic vesicle membrane; cell cortex. The record is from RefSeq and is a predicted model, not a curated record.